This is a messenger RNA of Ochotona curzoniae (black-lipped pika), 1253 nucleotides long. It is a transcript of the gene ANGPTL5, whose product is annotated as angiopoietin like 5. NCBI's taxonomy places the organism in Eukaryota, Metazoa, Chordata, Mammalia, Lagomorpha, Ochotonidae. The coding region runs from base 90 to 1253 and encodes 387 amino acids. The transcript has 8 exons. The record is from RefSeq and is a predicted model, not a curated record.
UUUUGAACUGAGGACUCUGUGCACUUAGGUUUUUCCACAGAGAGUGGACUGAUAUUUCAAGAAGUGUUUUUCAUUUACUCAAGAAAAAUAUGAUGGGUCCAUACCAAGUCUCACUUUUGUUCUUAAAUCUAUGUAUUUUUAUUUGUGGAGAAGCUGUGCAAGGUAACUGUAAACAUCAUUCUAAGGAUUUUCCAGCAGUUAACAUUGUAGAAGAUGUAUCUAACGCAAAAGAUAAAAGCAGAAGUAAUGACACUGUUUAUAAAGACUAUGAGCAUUCAAGUGAUGUUGCCACUAAAAUUACAAGAGAAGGAAAGCAUUUCAUGUGCAGAAAUUUGCAAAAUUCUAUCCUUUCCUAUACACGAAGCACCAAGAAAUUAUUAAGAAAUAUGAUGGACGAACAGCAAGCAUCCUUGGAUUAUUUAUCUAACCAGGUUAAUGAGCUCAUGAAUCGAGUUCUCCUUUUAACAACUGAAGUUUUCAGAAAACAGCUGGAUCCUUUUCCGCACAGACCAGUUCAAUCGCAUGGUUUAGACUGCAGUGACAUUAAAGAUACCAUUGGCUCUGUGACCAAGACACCAAGUGGCUUGUAUAUAAUUUACCCAGAAGGAUCUAGUUAUCCAUUUGAGGUCAUGUGUGAUAUGGAUUUCAGAGGGGGUGGAUGGACUGUGAUACAGAAAAGGAUUGAUGGAGUAAUUAAUUUCCAGAGAUUGUGGUGUGACUAUCUGGAUGGAUUUGGUGACCUUUUAGGAGAAUUUUGGCUAGGAUUAAAAAAGAUUUUCUAUAUAGUAAAUCAAAAAAAUCGUACUUUUAUGCUGCAUGUGGCUUUGGAAGCUGAAGAUGACACAUUUGCAUAUGCAACGUAUGAUAAUUUUUGGCUAGAAGACGAAACAAGAUUUUUUAAAAUACACUUAGGACGGUACUCAGGAAAUGCUGGUGAUGCAUUCCGGGGCCUCAGAAAAGAAGAUAAUCAAAAUGCAAUGCCUUUCAGCACAUCAGAUGUUGACAAUGAUGGGUGUCACCCUGCAUGCGUGGUCCAGGGUCAGUCUGUGAAGAGCUGCAGUUAUCUCAACAAUAAUACUGGCUGGUGGUUUGGCCAAUGUGGUCUGGCAAAUCUAAAUGGGAUUCUUCACUUUUCGGGAAAGCUGCUGGCAACUGGGAUUCAGUGGGGCACAUGGAGCAAGAACGAUUUACCUGUCAAGAUUAAAUCUGUUUCAAUGAAAAUCAGAAGAACUUACAACCCAUACUUUAAGUAA